Messenger RNA from Hippopotamus amphibius kiboko, 710 nucleotides. It is a transcript of the gene SELENOH, whose product is annotated as selenoprotein H. Gene Ontology annotation, cellular component: Golgi apparatus. NCBI's taxonomy places the organism in Eukaryota, Metazoa, Chordata, Mammalia, Artiodactyla, Hippopotamidae. The record is from RefSeq and is a predicted model, not a curated record. The transcript has a single exon.
CGCGUAAGAGGGGUUUUGUUCUGAGCCGAGUUUCUGGGCUGCGGUUUGGAGCUCGGAGCUUGGCUGGCCUCUGCCCCAUGGCCACGUCUCCACCCUAUUCCCGCCCCAGGUCGGCUCAGUUCCCAGCCGGGCUCCAGGCGCCAUGGCUUCCCGCGGGAGGAAGCGGAAGGCCGAGGCGGUGCUGGCCGCAGCAGCCGAGAAGCGGGAGAAGCCGGCCAGCAGCCAGAAGGGAGUGGAGGAGGCGAGCGUCGUUAUUGAGCAUCGCACGAGCUGACGCAUCUAUGGGCGCAAUGCCGCGGCCCUGAGCCAGGCGCUGCGCCUGGAGGCCCCAGAGCUUCCAGUGAAGGUGAACCCCAGCAAGCCCCGGAGGGGCAGCUUCGAGGUGACGCUGCUGCGCCCGGACGGCAGCCGUGCGGAGCUCUGGACUGGGAUUAAGAAGGGGCCCUCACGCAAACUCAAGUUCCCUGAGCCUCAAGAGGUGGUGAAGGAGCUGAAGAAGUACCUUUCGUAGGGAGGUGUAGGCCCAAGGCCUCACGCUGAGCCUCUGUCUCUGGUGAUGUUGGAGCAUAUAUGACGGGACAUGGCCAAACUGCAGUCAUGUGCCUGAAGCUGUGGUUUCUUCCCCUCCAGAAAUGGUGGUUCAGUUGUGAGGCAAUUCUCUAGUAAGGCAUUGAAAAGUUCUUGGAUUUGGUUUAAUAAAAAUUAAAAUA